Molecule: messenger RNA, 4978 nt
Organism: Motacilla alba alba
Lineage: Eukaryota; Metazoa; Chordata; Aves; Passeriformes; Motacillidae
Gene: RNFT1
Product: ring finger protein, transmembrane 1
Exons: 9
Coding region: 87-1286 (399 amino acids)
Biological process (GO): positive regulation of ERAD pathway
Cellular component (GO): endoplasmic reticulum
Molecular function (GO): ubiquitin protein ligase activity
Source: RefSeq, a predicted model, not a curated record
CCUCUUCCUCCCCCCGCCGCGCCCUCUCCCACCCCCUCGGCCCCGGCGAUGGCGGCGGGCGGCGGGCGGGAGGCGCCGGGCGCCCCAUGAGGAGACACAAAUCAGACAAAACCCCAGGAGCAAACCCCACCAUGCACCCCGACUGUGCCCAUCUCCACAGCAUCCAGGGCAGCGGCGAUGAUUCCUCCUCCUCCUCCUCGGCCAGGCUGGUGGGAGAGAGCCCCUGCCCGGGGGAUGUGCGCAUCCAGCUGGGCUCCGGCGCGGCGGAAUCCAGGGAAAACGCCGCCUCCAGGGCCUGCAGGCCGGGCUCGCAGAGCCGCUCGCACGGGCAGGCCCACGGGGAGGCAGGAGCGGCCGAGGAUGCGGCCGCGGAGCCGGAGGAGCAGGGCGGCAGCUCGCUGUCCGAGCUGCGCUACCUCCUGCAGUGGCUGCACAAGAGCCUGCCCUACCUCCUGAUCCUCGGUGUCAAACUCCUCAUGCAGCACAUGACUGGCAUUUCUCUUGGAAUUGGGCUGCUAACAACUUAUGCAUAUGCAAACAAAAGCAUAGUAAAUCAGGUUUUUCUCAGAGAACGGUGCUCCAAGGUGCAGUGCACUUGGUUACUGCUCUACCUGAGUGGAUCAUCUCUCCUCUUGUAUUACACCUUCCACUCUCAGUCCCUGUAUCACAGCUUAAUCUUCUUAAGCCCCACUGUGGAUUUUAUGAACUUUUGGGAGGUGCUUUGGACUGUGGGAGUCACAGACUUUAUUCUGAAAUUCCUCUUCAUGGGCUUGAAGUGCUUUAUUCUCCUGGUGCCUUCUUUUAUCAUGUCCUUUAAAUCCAAGGGCUACUGGUACAUGCUGUUAGAAGAACUCUGCCAGUAUUACCGUAUGUUUGUCCCCAUACCAGUUUGGUUCCGUUACCUCAUGGCCCAUGGGGAGCUGGACACUGCACUGGGAUGGAGCCUUGGCAUUCUGCUGGGCCUUCUCUACCUCAUCCUCAAGCUUUUGAGCUUUUUUGGACAAUGGAGAAACUUCAGGCAGGUCUUACGGAUAUUUUUUACACGCCCACACUAUGGGGUGCCAGCCAGCAAGAGACAGUGCUCUGAGUCUGAUGAUAUUUGUUCCAUUUGCCAAGCUGAAUUUCAGAAGCCUAUUCUGCUGAUCUGUCAGCACACUUUUUGUGAAGAAUGCAUCUCUUUAUGGUUUAAUAGAGAAAAAACCUGUCCACUCUGCAGAACUGUUAUUUCAGACCAUGUUAACAAGUGGAAGGAUGGAGCCACAUCUAUGCAUCUCCAGAUUUUCUAAAGCUUGUCAAACAACUCGGGUUCCAGUUUGUUUGCUCACACUAAGGUUUUUCAGUUUACUGCAGAUUAAACUGUAGGUGGCACAAGGAGGGAGUUCCCAAAUUCCAGAUGCCAUGUAUUUAAAACAGUGCUGAAAAUGGCAACUUGACCUUUUUUAAGUAGAGAAAACUGAAGUUUUCAGAAUGGAUGCAGAAAAAGCCAGCAUUGCUUCUCUUGUGAUUCUCAUAGGAAACAGUCAAAUCCUUGAAAUGUGCUGCAUUACUUCUUAAUUCAACAUUUUCUUUUAAAAGUUCAGUAGGGUUCCAGACUGUACUAAACUAUACUAAACUGUAUUUAUCCUUCUAACACAACUCAAGCCAAAAGGUCAACCUACUGAUUUUAUUAAGAUUAUGAGCAAAUUUUACACUCUGGACUGCAGUGAGAAUUAGAGCUGCUUGUCACUCUUGGCAUUAAAUACCUUUAAUGCUUGCCCAGUAAAUGAGAGAAAUGAGCUUUUUAAUGCACCUGGAACAGCAGCUGUUUCUCACUGCACCUGUAGAUAAGCACAAGAACAAGAUAUUUUCCCUUUAGGUUCUUGUAGGCUUCUAAUGGAUCCUUGGCUUAAUCUUUUGGCUUUAAACCAACCACUGAUGUUAGUUUUUUACUUAGCAUUUUAUAAAGCUGGUAUUUUUAAAAGAAAUCUUUAAUACUAUAUUUUUGUCAUAAUAGGAACCAGAUUUUCUUACAGGGGAGAGUCUAUUUUAUACUCUAUUUGCAAUUUGUAGUUUGCAUAAGAAUCAGAGAGAAUAAAUGCAUUUGAAUCUAUUUGUUUGGUGCAUGUUGAAUAAAGGAAGACGAUUCCUUAUUGCUUUGGUAUGAACUCAUGUAAGAACAAAACAACUGCUCACUGCCAGGUGUAUUUUUCUGGUUGAAGAAAACAAAAACCCUUUAAAUGUUACAAUUUAUUCAUGACUUUUUAUGUUAUUUCUAACACUAACUCCUGUGUAACCUCACUUUCUUCCCUGAUUUUUUUUCACUUUGCUAUUCAGAUCAGACUGAAAACAUAACUCAAAUUAUUCUGUUACAGGAAAGUUACAUUUAGUUACCAUUCACUCAAACUUGUCUUGCCUGAAGACAUUUAGGGAACUUGUAAAUUCAGGAAAAACAAUUAGAAAGUGAAACACUUACUUGAAUACCCUAAAGGUACAGCUCCGAGGGCAGAAUCCAGUACUCAGAAUAAAAAUCUAAUGAGAUGGAAGAUUCAAGCUAAGAAAUAUCAUUACAUCUGGCCUGUAAAGCUCAGGAUUGUUUUAUGGAGUACAACAAAGUGUGAGUGUUUUCAAUCAACCCUGAUCCUUUGGGCUCUGUCUACAACAUCGUAGUAACAAAAGUGUGCAGAUAGGUCAAAACCAGGGAUCAGAGAACAAUUUCUCUUCUUUCUGUUGAUUUUUCUAUCCAAACCCAGUAAUAUUAACAAACAUGUUUUAUUAAAAAACCAAGAAUAAAGAAGAGAUGUUGGUCAGCUGGUUUAGAUUGGCACUUCAUCAAUCAAACAAGUCAUUCUCAUCUUAGUCACAGACAGGGAAAAAAGUGAGUACCUGGCAUGCAGGAAUGGCAUCCUCUGUGACCCUGAACUCCUCCUUCUCCAGACACCAGCACCUCUGAGUCUGCAGGGACACACAAGGUGACAAAUGACAACCCACAGUCAUUUUUAAGAGCCCAAAAACUCAGGGGAAAGUAGCAGAAGGAACCUCUCGUGGGUCUUUAUUCCUGAGGGAAUUCCUCCUCCAUUUCCCAUCAGAGCUCUCAGGAAAGACAAUGAUUUACAUUUCCUGUUAUACUUAGGGCCUGCCUACUUCCUAAACUAAAAACAAAUAGGUCACUUGGAUUAACAUGUGUUUAAAUUUGCAUUUAGUUGCUAUUCACAUCCACCUGCUUUAGCUCUUGAGGAUAUUUAGCUGCAGUAAACUGUGAGAGAUGAAAACCAGGACAGGGAUUACCUUUGUUUCUGCUAAGGCAGCUCAAGGGUGUUCUUGCAGACAGCUACAGAUGGAUUUAGUCUAGAAAAGAGCAACUGGAGAAGUUCAUAUAUGGGAGCUGCACACAAGGAUUUGCAGGAAAAAUAUUCAAGUAAUUUGCUUUGUACUUAAUGAUUUCUCCUUUGGAUAAAGGAUUUCCCUCUGAACUGGGAAAAUGAAACAGCAACGAGCCUGCUGUAGAGACAGAAUUUAAAUCAACCAACCAAAGCCCAAACGUCCGCCCUAAAAGCAGAACAGCCUCCUCAAUGUUUGAUGCACUUUUUGUUCAACACUGAGAGCAGGUUGGGAGUUAAUACUGAGAAGAGAACGGACCCAAAAUAAACUUCAGCUGUACACUUAGAGUGGACUCCAACAUGAAAUGUUCUCCAGCAGUUCAGCUUUUAAACAGCACAGCAAAUGAACAGGGAUAGUCAAAAGAACAACUGACUCGUUGAUUUUUAUCUUUUAUUAUGAGCUAAUACCAGGAUGACAUUCAAAUGUCAGAUGGCACAAUUAAGACAGUCUUGGUAGGAAUUAUUCCAGCAUUCCCAAAAUUACAAUUUAGUACACGAAUGGCGCCAAAUGUAUGCAUCACUCCCACAGAGAAAAAUGAUGGAAUUCUGAAUAUCUUCUACCAGAAUAGUUUCUGCAUCAAAUGGGAAAAAGAAAAACUGCUGGUAACACAGCUGACCUAGAAACCUUUUCUGGUAAUGACCUGCAGAACAAAAUAUUUCCCUAUUUAACAUCUAGUAAAAAAAAAUAUGACUUUUGUUCAAGUUUAAGAUUUAAUACUUUUAUAUGGUUAGCCACAACAGGUAUUAACCUCAGUUUUACUAUAUUUUUGUAAUGCUACAAAAAUCCUAUAAAAUCAAAUUAUAGUGAAUUUUUCAGUGAUUAUAAUUAAAAAAGCGCAGCUUGUACAAAAUAAAAAAAAUAAGAUUCUAUACUCUAAUGAAAAAUUUAAGACAUUUUUAAAUGAACAAAAGAAAGCACUUGUUAAGCUCUCCAAUAUUCAAUGCAUUCUGCACUUAUCUGAAAUAGCCAGACAGGAGCUAGAACUCCACUCCCCUUAGUUCACAACUAGUAAUUUUGACACUAUUAUAUAUAUAUAUAGAGGAUCUAUGUCUGAUAUUUUUACAAAUAAAUACAGGAUAAACCAUAUUGCAUAGUGUGUGCUUGCUGUCUGAGUCACACUCCCAAAGUUUCACAGUUAUGGUAGGGAAUUCAACUUACAAUCUACGGGCUGAAACAUUGACAGUACAUGGAAUUUUCCUUGGAAAACCAAUGGGUUGGGUUUGUGAUCGAUCAGUGAACUCAGACAAACAACUCUUGCCAUUCUUGCCAGCCAUUAAACCAACUCCACUGGACGAUUCUAUCCAGCCAAGCAAAAGCAACUGGUAGCUGUGACCAGGACCAAGAGAGAUCUGCCUCUAAAAAGUUCUUUUUUUUUUGCUUUUAAACCAAGUUCCUUUACCCUCAGUGAAUGUCAGGAAAGUCCAGGUGCUGUGUGUUUGCAGACAGGCCCAGUGCAAACACUCCUGGAUUUUGGUUCCACCAAAUCACCCGUGGCCACGUCACCAACUGAACAGUGGCAAUCUUCCAGUCUGUCACUGUAAGGUAACUUGAUUUUCCUGCUAAAACUAAAAAAAAAAAAUUAUAUUUUUCAACAAAAAGCUUAUCAGGAAGUAAAAAAAAA